GGGAUUGAAUUAGUUUAGAUCCAAAUUUGAUGUCAUUAUCGCAGAGAAACACUUUUUCUUACGAGUGUUCAUCUCGAUCCUACUGUGUUCAGCAUCUUUCUUGGUGUUUUGGGAGGAGCGGACAGAGUUAAGUCCAAGUCCCCGCCCUCACGGAGCUCAGGUGGCUUGGGGGAAGAUUGGUGCGCAAACGUUAAAAUUGGAUAUCGACACUAGUGAGUGUCCCAGUCAAGAGCAGCAAGUUGUCAAAUUCCCUAGUUGAAUUUGCUUUGGACAUCAGUGUGAAGAAGAACUGAUAUGCCACUUGAAUUAAUAAAGGAAGUCAAUGGGGUGCCUGAAGUUCAGCCUCUGAGUAAAUUACGUAAAGUAGAUUUCGGAUCCCUACAGCCAGGUUACAAUUAUAGCAAGAAAUAUAUUCAGGGAAAACUUUCACUUAUCUCUUUAACUUAUCGUGGAAAUAAAACAGCUGUUUUGCAGAUUGGACUACAAGGACACCAUUGCAGUGGCUAGAUUUAUUGUUUUUUUAGCUUCUUCAUCUAUAGGCAGAGAUGGUAAACCUUGCAUAUUUUUGAAAGCAUUUGAAGACCUGAAAGCAACUGUUUAUGUUUAUGUCAAAUCUGUAAGAGCUUUUUCUACAGAAUCAAUGUCUUUGGUUCCAGCAACAAAUUAUAUAUAUACACCCCUGAAUCAACUUAAGGGUGGUACAAUUGUCAAUGUCUACGGUGUUGUGAAGUUCUUCAAGCCCCCAUAUCUAAGCAAAGGAACUGAUUAUUGCUCAGUUGUAACAAUUGUGGACCAGACAAAUGUAAAAUUAACUUGCCUGCUCUUUAGUGGAAACUAUGAAGCCCUUCCAAUAAUUUAUAAAAAUGGAGAUAUUGUUCGCUUUCACAGGCUGAAGAUUCAAGUAUAUAAAAAGGAGACUCAGGGUAUCACCAGCUCUGGCUUUGCAUCUUUGACAUUUGAGGGAACUUUGGGAGCCCCUAUCAUACCUCGCACUUCAAGCAAGUAUUUUAAUUUCACUACUGAGGACCACAAAAUGGUAGAAACCUUACGUGUUUGGGCAUCUACUCAUAUGUCACCAUCUUGGACAUUACUAAAAUUGUGUGAUGUGCAGCCAAUGCAGUAUUUUGACCUGACUUGUCAGCUCUUGGGCAAAGCAGAAGUGGACGGAGCAUCAUUUCUUCUAAAGGUGUGGGAUGGCACCAGGACGCCAUUUCCAUCUUGGAGAGUCUUAAUACAAGACCUUGUUCUUGAAGGUGAUUUAAGUCACAUCCAUCGGCUACAAAAUCUGACAAUAGAUAUUUUAGUCUACGAUAACCAUGUUCAUGUGGCAAGAUCUCUGAAGGUUGGAAGCUUUCUUAGAAUCUAUAGCCUUCAUACCAAACUUCAAUCAAUGAAUUCAGAGAAUCAGACAAUGUUAAGUUUAGAGUUUCAUCUUCAUGGAGGUACCAGUUAUGGUCGGGGAAUCAGGGUCUUGCCAGAAAGUAACUCUGAUGUGGAUCAACUGAAAAAGGAUUUAGAAUCUGCAAAUUUGACAGCCAAUCAGCAUUCAGAUGUUAUCUGUCAAUCAGAACCUGAUGACAGCUUUCCAAGCUCUGGAUCAGUAUCAUUGUAUGAGGUAGAAAGAUGUCAACAACUAUCUGCUACAAUACUUACAGAUCAUCAGUAUUUGGAGAGGACACCACUGUGUGCCAUUUUGAAACAAAAAGCUCCUCAACAGUAUCGCAUCCGAGCAAAAUUGAGGUCAUAUAAGCCCAGAAGACUAUUUCAGUCUGUUAAACUUCAUUGCCCUAAAUGUCAUUUACUGCAAGAAGUUCCACAUGAGGGUGAUUUGGAUAUAAUUUUGCAGGAUGGUGCAACUAAAACCCCAGAUGUCAAACUUCAAAAUACAGCGUUAUACGAUUCAAAAAUCUGGACCACUAAAAAUCAAAAAGGACGAAAAGUAGCAGUUCAUUUUGUGAAAAAUAAUGGUAUUCUCCCACUUUCAAAUGAAUGUCUACUUUUGAUAGAAGGAGGUACACUCAGUGAAAUUUGCAAACUCUCGAACAAGUUUAAUAGUGUAAUUCCUGUGAGAUCUGGCCACGAAGACCUGGAACUUUUGGACCUUUCAGCACCAUUUCUUAUACAAGGAACAGUACAUCACUACGGAUGUAAGCAGUGUUCUAGUUUGAGAUCCAUACAAAAUCUAAAUUCGUUGGUCGAUAAAACAUCGUGGAUUCCUUCUUCUGUGGCAGAAGUCCUGGGUAUUGUACCCCUCCAAUAUGUGUUUGUUAUGACAUUUACACUUGAUGAUGGAACAGGAGUACUAGAAGCCUAUCUCAUGGAUUCUGACAAAUUCUUCCAGAUCCCAGCAUCCGAAGUUCUAAUGGAUGAUGACCUUCAGAAAAGUAUAGAUAUGAUCAUGGAUAUGUUUUGUCCUCCAGGAAUAAAAAUUGAUGCAUAUCCGUGGUUGGAAUGCUUCAUCAAGUCAUACAAUGUCACAAAUGGAACGGACAAUCAAAUUUGCUAUCAGAUUUUUGACACCACAGUCGCAGAAGAUGUAAUCUAAUAUUGCCAUCCAAUUUAGCAUACAUAAAAUGUUGCCACUCACCAUCCCUGUUUGAGCUUCUUUUCCUGCCCUGAAUUUUGUAUCAGCAAUGUUGAUGAUUUUAGCAUGGGUAUGGGAUUAGAAAAUGUCCUUUCUUUAAAUCUCUUGGCUUUUACUGGGUGCAAGGUAAAUAAUGGCUAUAGAUUUUAUUUUGCUUUCUGUUUUGCUUUUGCACAAACAGACUUGCUUUAACAAGUACUGCUGAGAUAAGUGUUUGUCUGAUCAAGCUACAGUGCACUUUAAGUAGAAAUGGCAAAGUUGCUUUGUUAGGGUGCCGAUACUGAUGAUUUUAGGAUAAAUUCACUUCUUUAAACAUGUGAUACAUGGUUUGAUUGCUUGUUUCUCUCCAGGAUAGUAGAGAUUUCUCUGUUUCACCUCAACCUAAUAAAGUGGUCAGAUUUAUAAUGUUAGUGACUUGAUAUGAUCCUUUUCUAAUAGUCUCCUGUAAAAUAUGCCAGUAUUACAACUUACAACUGAUUGAAUGAGAUGUUAACUUAGUAAAAUAAUUUGACUUUUACCUGACAGUGUUUGUCAAAGUUAAAAUCAUGAAUAUUCAAUUUUAUACAAACAUUUAAUAUAUGUAUAGAUUUGUAUAUGUUAUUUGCCAAAGACAGAUAUAAAUUACCUGGUUUAAUAUUAGUGAAGAAUAAAUAAGUGCACACAUUU
Molecule: messenger RNA, 3250 nt
Organism: Piliocolobus tephrosceles (Ugandan red Colobus)
Lineage: Eukaryota; Metazoa; Chordata; Mammalia; Primates; Cercopithecidae
Gene: POT1
Product: protection of telomeres 1
Exons: 19
Coding region: 641-2545 (634 amino acids)
Biological process (GO): regulation of telomere maintenance via telomerase; telomere capping
Cellular component (GO): chromosome, telomeric region; nuclear telomere cap complex
Molecular function (GO): telomerase inhibitor activity; G-rich strand telomeric DNA binding
Source: RefSeq, a predicted model, not a curated record